Messenger RNA from Pararge aegeria (speckled wood butterfly), 3982 nucleotides. RefSeq names its product mitochondrial import receptor subunit TOM70 (gene Tom70). Gene Ontology annotation, biological process: RNA processing. Gene Ontology annotation, molecular function: protein binding. The record is from RefSeq and is a predicted model, not a curated record. Lineage: Eukaryota; Metazoa; Arthropoda; Insecta; Lepidoptera; Nymphalidae. The transcript is spliced from 2 exons. Bases 260 to 1903 code for a protein of 547 amino acids.
AUCAACUAAAAGUUUAUGUACUGUACCAUAGGGUAAAAGAAUAAACUUAGGACUAUCUGUGCUGUACUCAGUCAUGAGAAAAUAAAGUGUUCUAGUGUUCUGUCUGUGGUCAUUAGUCAAUCAAAUGAAAAGGUUAUCAAAAAUAGGAAUAGAAAGAACUUGGAUUAAAUCAUAAAAUUUGGAGUACUAGUACACUUAUAGUGUUUUAAUUAUUAUACAAUAAAUGGUGAAUCGUUAAGAUUUUCUUGAAAUAAAGAGGAUGGCUUCGACGGGUAGUACACCUUUUCCUAAAUGGCAGCUAGCCAUCCUACUCGGUGCUCCAUUGGCAAUCGGUUUAGGUUACCUUUAUCUAAGAAACAGAUUAGAGGACCCUGAAAAGAAAAAAGUUGCGGAGUUGAAAGCAAAGACCACGAUAUCCUUAGAUAACGAAGACACUGCGAAAGCUGCGGAAAGUGCUAUAGAACGGGCCAUGAAACUGAAGGGUGCCGGAAACCGAGCAUUUCACGCAGGCGAAUACGAUAAGGCUAUUUCUUUGUAUAACGAAGCUAUUGAGGCGUGCCCACCUGAUCGCCCCGUUGAUUUGGCUACUUUUUAUCAGAACCGGUCUGCUUGCUACGAAAAACGAGAAAUGUGGGAGCAGGUCAAGGAAGACUGUACGUUUGCACUUAAACUCAAUGAAAAAUAUGUCAAAGCGUUUUUGCGGAGGUCUCGAGCUGCUGAAAAAAGUGGCGACCUUGUGCUUGCUCUAGAAGAUGUAACAUCUGCCUGCAUUCUUGAAAGAUUCCAAGUGCAAAGUUCUUUGGUCAAUGCAGAUCGAAUUCUUAAAGCCCUCGGCCGACAACAUGCUCGCGAAGCUCUCGCUAAAAGACAACCUGUUAUGCCAUCCAAACAUUUUAUCAGGACUUAUUUUUCUGCUUUCUCUGAAGAUCCCAUUACAAAAAUGUAUGUGGAUGAUAAGGAUACUAGUGGUUUUGCAAAUGCUAAGCGUGCACUGGAUUCUCAGGAUUAUGAAUCUGUAGUUGAUGCAUGCACAUCAGAGUUAGAUGGAGAAGGAAAAUACAUGUAUGAAGCCCUACUCCUACGAGCAACAUUUUAUCUCCUACUUGGCAGACAUGACGAGGCACAGGCUGACCUUGCAAAGGUAAUUGAUAGUGAUGCACCUUCAAAAAUUAGAGUUAAUGCUCUUAUUAAGCGAGCUUCGCUGUUCACGCAACUAGAAAACACUGAACGCUGCUUGGAAGAUUUUGCCAAUGCUGCAAAGUUGGACCCUGACAACUCGGAUAUAUAUCAUCAUCGUGGUCAAGUGUAUUUGUUGUUGGAACGAAUGGACGAGGCAACUGCAGAGUUUGCAAAGGCUGUUGAGCUUAAUCCUGAUUUCUCCAUUGCUUACAUUCAAAAAUGUUAUGCAGAUUACAGACAUGCCCAAUUGCACAAAAAUAUUGGAGCUUUGACACAAGUAAGAGCAGACUUUGAGCGUGCUCUAGAGAGAUUCCCAAGAUGUACUGAAGUGUACAUUCUCUACGCUCAAGUUCUAUCGGAUCAACAGGAGUGGGGUCGUGCUGAGGCUCUGUUUGAGUCUGCAUUAGCUGUUGACCCAAAUAAUGCCACAUUAUAUGUACACAAGGGACUGGUUCAGUUGCAGAAGAGCACAGAUUUUGAGAAAGCUGUAAAACUAAUUAACAAAGCUAUUGAAAUUGAUGACAAAUGUGACUUUGCAUAUGAGACACUUGGUACAAUUGAAGUACAAAGUGGCAAUCUACGAAGGUCAUUAGAGCUAUUUGAAAAAGCUAUUGCAUUAGCUAAGACAGAACAAGAAAUGACACACUUAUUUUCUCUGAAAGAUGCUGCAGCUGCCCAGUUAAAGGUAUCAGAGCGUUGGGGUUUAGAUUGGACCGUUAGUUAGACCAUAUUCUGGUUUCAAUUCAUAUGCACAACGAGAAAACAAUCCAGCAUGGUUAUGAUACGUCCAAGUAGCUUGGCAACAUUAAAUGCUAUUUAACAAUUUUAAUUACAUACUUGUCUUCAUUAUUUUACAAAUUAGAUUAUGUGAAUAUAUUUUUAAUAACCAGAGUAGUUUGACUGUGAAAGCUGUACAAACCUGUGCUGAUAAAAAUAUGUUUAAAGAUUUUAGUAGCAUUGUGCGGCUUAGAUGUAUUUGGAUAGUAUUACUAUUUAAUAUUGGAAUUAAUUCUCGUUGUGAACUGUUUGUGCUAUAAUCAUAAAAUUUCCAGCCGCCGUCAACUCGUCGCUCAUUCUCUUUGCCUAAACAUGAACUAUGGAUAAUGAUAAUAUUGUAACUUAACAUUAUUGCAUGUGGUAUAUAUAUUUUAACAUUUUCAUUGCACAUACAAUAAGUAUGAUGAUUGUGUUAAAAGCAGCCUUCACGUAUCCACUUUUAUUUUGAGUGAAUACUAUAAUUUUGUGUUAAAUUUUUUUAUAGUCUGCAUAAAAAUAUAUAUUAUAUAAUAUCAUGUAUAUAUUUUAUGAGUAUGUAGUUUUCUAUAUUUCUAAUUCCAAUUAUAAAUUGUAGUCCUUCUAAUUUUAUGGUAUAUUGUUUUACUUCAUCUAUAGAUACAAAUUAUAUUCUUAGAUUAUAGUGGUCCAGAGAUAUUAUUUUAAAGUGUGUAAAAAUAUAUUUUCUUUUACUCAUAAAGUGGCUGUUGUCAAAACAUUAGAGUGAAAUGUGCAAUAAAAAUAUUACUUCACAUUCUGUCUGCAGAGACUUGUUUAUUAAUAUUUAUUUUCUUUUUCUAUGUUAAAAAUUAUAGUAUCAUUGCAUUAAUAAUAUAACCCUUAGAGCUGUCAAAACCUUGCUUCAAGUCAAUCAAUAAUGUCCUUAAUGUCACAGUCCUAUAAAAACCUAACAGUUUAAAAUUGCUUAAAAAUGUAUCGCUUUUAUUGUCAGGGCAUAAAAAAUAAACACAUUUACUUUUUCACUAGCAAACUAAUAGAAAUAGGCUUAGAGCCUAUUUCUGAAUCGUGAAAGAAAACAUAUAUUUCAUGGACACUCUUCGAAGACUCACUGCACAUAUUAUUAUUGAUUGAAGCUUCAACUUUCUUCGUUACCAUCUUAUCACACUUAUAUGUUAAAUUACUAUCAUUAACCAACAUGCAUUUCAAAAUGAAGCACUUUACUUCACAUUGAAGUUCUUUAAUUUUAUAAUAUAUCUUUGUAAGGUUUAGUAUGUGGCAUUUAAAUUGUAGAUUAGGUAGUUUAGAACAGAUGAAACUGAAUAUUAUUGGUUUAUAUGAAUAAAUAACAUAAUUUGUUGUUAUUUUAAAUUAAAAAGAUCAUUGACAAUAUGUGUUUGUGUGGAUUAUUUUGACAUAAUAUUAUUUUAAAAUAUGGAAAAUCCGGUAAACAAAUUUAUGAGUAUCCAAAUCAAGCAAGCAAGCAAGCAAAAUACUGAAAGGAUUAAAAUGUAAUAAAUCAGGAAUUCAAUAGAAUUAUAGUUCAAUUGCUUGGUUUAAAACUAAUAACUUUAUAUUUUCCAUUAAAGAAGAGAAAUAAUGUUUCGAUUUAUAUUUUUCCUUUGCUGGAGUAAUGAGAUAUAGUUUUGGUAGACUUUUACUAAGCAAAUCAUGUGUAUGACAAAAAAAACUUAUAACAAUUAUAUACUAUAUGAUAUUAUAUAAAGUUGGAUAUAAUUUUUUACGGCUCCUUAAUUAAUAUCUAUUUAAUGUAACUGAACAAUUUUUUUUAUGAAUACGACAUCGUUUUGGAUCAUAACUGAAUAAGGAUGGCAGUUUAGAUUUAUGGUAUAUUACGGCAUAUUAGAAGUGUUGGUCGGCAUAAUAUUAAUAUUAUAUGUGUCUAAUAAGGUACUGGGCGAGAUUAUCGAUAAAUACAGGUAUUAUGUCUGGUCAGCCAAGCUCUGUACCAGAACGUUGAAACACCUUUUAUAAUGUCUGUUAACGCUAUUGUUUAUAAAAAUGAAUCAGACUAUCUAUGUAAUUUCUGAAUAAAUUGUUGGUAUAUGGA